AUGUCGGAGAAUGACGAGCUCGCACAACACUCUGUGCAGGAUCAUACAGAGAAUGUCACCGCUGAGAACCCCGAAGGUCUUAGUAAAUCGGCAUUGAAAAAGCUUAAGAAACAGGAGAAGGCCGGUAAGAAAAACAAGAUGAGUAAAGAGGAAAAGCAGGCACUCUUUCAAGGCAAGAGUAAAGGUAAGAAGGAAACGAAGCCUGUCCCUGAGAAGAAGCAACCUUAUGUGAAUAAAACCCCUGUUGGUGAGAAGAAGGACAUGUCCGAGCCGAUGGCUGAUUCUUAUGACCCUGUGGCUGUAGAAUCUGCUUGGUAUGACUGGUGGCGUAAGCAAGGAUAUUUCCACGCUGAUGCUCAGAAGGCCAUGAACACUGUGGAUUCCCAGAAGUUCGUCAUGUGCGUACCUCCUCCUAAUGUCACUGGUACCCUUCAUCUUGGUCAUGCUUUGAUGGCAUGUAUCGAAGACAGUAUGACUAGGUGGCAUCGGAUGAUGGGUCAUCAGACGUUGUGGAUCCCCGGUACUGAUCAUGCCGGCAUCGCCACUCAGUCUGUUGUCGAGAAUCUGCUCUUGCGUGAUGAGGGUCUCUCUAGGCACGAUCUUGGCCGUGAGAAGUUCCUUGAGAAGGUAUGGGCUUGGAAAAACGAGAAGGGCAACACCAUCUGCAAACAGAUGGAGCGUUUAGCGAGUUCCUUGGACUGGGACCGCCAGUUUUUCACCAUGGAUGAUAACCUGUCCACUGCUGUCAAGGAGGCCUUCGUUCGGUUUUACGAUGAAGGCAAGAUCUAUCGUGACACCAGGCUGGUCAAUUGGUGUCCCUAUUUGCGCACUGCACUUAGUGAUCUUGAGGUCGAUCACAUCGACAUCGAUAAGAGGACCCUCCUCUCGAUCCCUGGCCUGUCUGAUGCUAAGGUAGAGGUUGGUGUUUUGGUGGAGUUCAAAUAUCCUCUCAAGGAGGACCCUACCAAGUUUGUUCAUAUCGCCACCACUCGUUUGGAGACCAUGCUGGGUGAUGUUGCUGUGGCUGUUAACCCUAAGGAUGAUCGUUUUACUUACCUUAUUGGCAAGGAGCUCGUCCACCCCUUCAUCCCCAAUAGGAAGAUGGUUGUCAUCGCUGAUGACUACGUCUCUAUGGACUUUGGUACUGGUUGUGUGAAGAUUACACCGGCCCAUGAUCCCAACGAUUUUGCUAUUGGUCGCCGACAUCACUUGCCAGAGAUUAACAUUCUGAACGAUGAUGGCACUAUGAACGAUAAUUGCGGUGAGUUCGCUGGCCAACAUCGUUUCGUCGCUCGUAGGACUGUCGAGGAACGGCUGAAGGAGCUUGGCCUUUUCGUUGGCAAGACCGACAACGCCAUGAAGGUCCCUCUGUGUUCUAAGUCCAAGGAUAUUGUGGAACCUGUGUUGAAGCCACAGUGGUGGAUGGACUGCAGUAAGGAGGCUGCUCGGGGGGUCCAAGCUGUGAAGGAGGGCAAGCUAAGGAUCGAGCCUAGCUAUUACGAGAGCACUUGGUUCAACUGGCUCGAAAACAUUCGUGACUGGUGUGUGUCUCGUCAGUUGUGGUGGGGCCACCGCAUUCCGGCCUAUAAGGUGGUCAAGCCGUGCUACACUGAGGAGCAGUGGUUCGUCGGGCGGGAUGAGGCUGAGGCAUUGGAGCGGGCCUCGGAGAAGCUCGGCAUCCCCGAGAGUGAUAUCGAGCUGGCUCAGGAUCCCGAUGUUUUGGACACCUGGUUCUCUAGUGGACUUCUUCCUAUGUCUGCACUUGGGUGGCCUGACAUGAAUACUGACGACAUGAAGGCAUUCUUCCCCAGCUCUGUCCUCGAGACUGGACACGAUAUCCUCUUCUUCUGGGUAGCACGUAUGGUGAUGAUGUCCUUGGCCCUCACUGACGAGCUCCCCUUCCACACUGUAUGUUUGCAUUCUAUGGUACGUGACGCUCAUGGGCGUAAGAUGUCCAAGUCCCUUGGUAAUGUGAUUGACCCUCUUGAGGUUAUGUCGGGUAUUGGCCUCCCUGAGCUACAGGAGAAGCUGAAGCAUGGUAACUUGCCUGAGAGGGAGAUCAAGAAGGCUAUGAAGGGCCAGGAGAAGGAUUUCCCUGAUGGAAUUCCUGAGUGUGGUUCUGAUGCUCUGAGAUUCGGCCUGCUGGCUUACACUGGCCAGGCUCGGAGUAUUAACCUCGACAUCAACAGAGUAGUAUCCUAUCGAUACUUCUGCAAUAAAUUGUGGAAUGUAAUGAAGUUUGCUCUGCCUAACUUCGGGGAGAGCUUCAAGUCCAGAGGUCUACCUCUCGAUGCUAAACUUGAGUGGGAGGACAAGUGGAUCCUUUCAAGGCUCUCGGAUGCUGCGGGUGCUGCGAACAAGGGUAUCAAGGAGUUCAACUUCAGUGAUGCCACUACUGCCACCUACAACUUCUGGCUAUACGAUUUCUGUGAUUACUAUCUUGAACUCGUCAAGAAGCGUUUCCGUGCUCUUGAGGGUGGUGACUCUGAGGAACUUCGGAUUGCUAGAGAGGUAUUGUACAUAUGUUUGGACCGUGGCCUGAGGCUUCUCCACCCUUUGCUGCCCUUCGUGACAGAGGAGCUCUAUCAAAGGAUUCCUGAUGGUAUUACGAAGGCCGAAUCCAUCGUUAUUGCUGAUUACCCUCAAGAAGUGAUGUCAUGGAGGAAUCUCGCUGUAGAAGAGGAGAUGGUGCUACUUCAGUCCACCACUUCCUCCUUGAGGUCCCAGGCUGCUUCGCUUGGCUUGCCUCCCAAGGCGAUGCCUCAUGCCUACAUCCGGGCAGCGGAUCCAGAGGCUCGACGUGUUCUGCCCAAGAUCGCUGAUCAUAUAGCGACUAUGGCCAAGCUCUCUUCCCUCAAUGUCAUUGAUGAUGCUGGUGCGGUUCCCACAGGAACCAUCGCGAACGUCGUGUCGGAACAUGUGACCACUUACAUGGAAGUAGCCGGGCUUGUCGAUCUCGGUGCUGAGUUGAAGAAGCUCGAGAAGAAGAUGGGCAUAACCCAGCACAACCUGCAGACUUACGUUUCUAAGAGAGAGGUACCAGACUAUGAGGAGAAGGUGCCCCCACAGGUUCGUCAUGCCAACGCUGCUAAGGAGGAGUCUUACAGGGCUGAGCUUACUGAGCAGAAGAAGGUCAUUGCUCAGAUUAAAGCGGCCAUGGAGACCACUGCGUAGAUGAACUAUUGCUAACGUUACUGUAGAGAAAUUAUCUCUGUCAAUUCUCUUCCUUUAUCAUCAGCAAUUCUGGAUGUAUUGGUAGCAGCAGGGGCUUUGUUUCUAUUGCGUAUAGAGGUGCUGCUUCGCUUUGCCCGAGUAGUGGCUG
Molecule: messenger RNA, 3322 nt
Organism: Perkinsus marinus ATCC 50983
Lineage: Eukaryota; Perkinsozoa; Perkinsida; Perkinsidae
Product: valyl-tRNA synthetase, putative
Exons: 26
Coding region: 1-3174 (1057 amino acids)
Biological process (GO): valyl-tRNA aminoacylation
Cellular component (GO): cytosol
Molecular function (GO): aminoacyl-tRNA deacylase activity; ATP binding; valine-tRNA ligase activity
Source: RefSeq, a predicted model, not a curated record